CUUCUUCAUCUAUUAUUUUUUCAAGUUCGGUGUGACAAAUGGAGAAAUCAUCACCUCUUCUCUCUGAAACCAACUCAACCGAUGAUGGAUCAACUUUGAGUCUUGACCCGAUCUCACAAUUGUCUUCCCUGGAUGACAUGGUUGAACAAAGUUUGGGAGGUUUUGGAUGCAGCCAGUUGAUACAAGUUCUUCUUGUAUCACUUCUAUUAAUCUUUGAUGCUCAACAAACAUUCCUUAGCGUCUACACAGAUGCUGAGCCAACAUGGCAUUGCACAAAUAGUUCCACCUGUAACUCAAGCUCCAAUAUCUGUAAUCUCUCCAAGAGCUCAUGGGCUUGGGAUGGCCCUUCUCACAAGACAAUCAUAUCAGCAUGGAGCCUGGAAUGUGCUUCUUCAAUUCUCAUUGGCUUGCCUUCUUCGUGCUUCUUAGUGGGUUGCCUGUUGGGUGGAUUUGUUCUCUCUACACAUGGUGACUCAUCUCUUGGUCGUAAGAAACUGCUUCUCCUUUCAUGUUUUGCUAUGUCUAUUACUGCUUUUACAACCAUUUUCUCCACCGAUAUUUGGAUAUACUCAAGUUUCAGAUUUGUGUGCGGGUGUUUUCGAGCUUCAAUAGUCACAACAACUCUUGUUUUGUUAAUGGAGAAGGUGGGAAAAAGAUGGCGAGGCCAAGCAGGAAUUAUUGGAUUUUUCAGUUUUUCUCUUGGAACAUUGACGUUGCCAGCUCUUGCUUACAUAAAUAGAAAUUCUUCUUGGAAAACCCUUUAUGUUUGGACUUCAGUUCCGGGAAUCUUGUACUGCAUAGCAGUCUUUCCUUUUCUUAGUGAAUCGCCAAGAUGGCUUCUCAUCCAUGGAUAUAAGGCUGAAGCUUUGGCAGUACUAAGAAAACUUGCUUCAUCAUCAUCGUCAGUUAAUUUUGAUAGCUUAAACCUGAGUUUGUCCAAUAUCCCACUUCAAGAAGAAGUACAGAAGUUCCAUCUUUAUUCAUUCAUGAAGGAGAUGUUCAAUAGAAAAUGGGCUUUACGGAGGUUAUUGUUGGCUAUGGGUGCUGCUUUUGGCAUAGGAUUGGCUUACUAUGGCCUGCUGUUAGGCGUUGGAAAUUUAGAUUCAAAUAUAUAUCUGAGUCUUACUUUCAAUGCGUUGUUAGAAAUACCUGCAUAUUUUCUAUCCUUUUUUGUUAUUGAAAAAUGGAAAAGGACAAGUUCAAUGCUAGCAUUUUGUAUAGUAAGUGGGAUAUGCAGCAUAAUUUGUGGCAUAAUUGGCAAUGGACAGAAGGUCUUACAAUUUGGUCCGGAGCUUGCUUCAUUCUUUACCGUCUGUGUAGCUUUCAAUGUGUUACUGAUUUAUGUCACUGAGCUGUUUCCCACGUCCGUAAGAAACUCUUCUGCAUCAAUGGUGAGACAGGCAGUCAGUUUUGGUGCUGCUUUUAGUCCAAUGCUAAUUUCAGCUGGGAGGCAAAAUGGGUUGGUCUCGUUUGGAGCGUUUGGGUUAUUUGUACUGUGUAGUGGUGGAUUCCUGGCUUGCUUGCCUGAGACAAAAGGUGUGCCUCUUUGUGAAACCUUGGAUGAACAAGAACGUUUAGAUGGCAACUCUGUCCAUGUAACCUGAUCAUUGAAGGGAGUGAAAUCAUAUCUUAAAUUUUAGUCAGCAGCCGUUGAAUUUGUGACCAAGGGCUGCUGGAACUCAGCUUGUUCGAAUUGUUAAACAAAAGAAGAAGGAUCGCCAGCAAGGUGAGCUCCGAUGUAGUGACGUUGGCCAAACGAGCAGGUUUGAGCCAAGCAAAACAACGAUACAAGCUCGAGCAAGCUUGUCAUGGACUUGUUUUCUUGCUCUGCAUUAUUUUCCCUGUAAUCAAAGCAUUCAUUAGUUUUGUCAAUAUAAGUAAAUGCUU
Mangifera indica (mango) is the source of this 1887-nucleotide messenger RNA. RefSeq names its product organic cation/carnitine transporter 3-like. The record is from RefSeq and is a predicted model, not a curated record. Gene Ontology annotation, biological process: transmembrane transport. Gene Ontology annotation, cellular component: membrane. Gene Ontology annotation, molecular function: transmembrane transporter activity. NCBI's taxonomy places the organism in Eukaryota, Viridiplantae, Streptophyta, Magnoliopsida, Sapindales, Anacardiaceae. The transcript has a single exon. Bases 39 to 1604 code for a protein of 521 amino acids.